AUGGAAAAGUUGGACCCGAAGGAGGAAGCAGCACUGCGGGCUGAGGCCGAACGUCUACGACGGAUGGCGGUCAUCGGUAAGAACUGUGUCAGCGGAAUGCGUGCAAAAAAAAGUGCAAGUCAUUCAGGUGUCGCACUUUCCAUCGGCGCCGCUAUCGUUUGUGUGAUGACUGUUCCUUUCGUUUACAACUAUGUUCAACGGGUCGAGACGGUUCUUCAAAACGAGGCCGAUUUCUGCAGGGUUCGUUUUCUUUUAAUGAAAAACUGUUUUGUUGCAAAAAGAGUGUGUCAAGAUGAUUGAAUUAGAAUUAGCCCUUCACACUUCACACUAUUACGGAAUUUGUCUGUUGUUCGCCUUUUUCCAUCUCCUCAAUUUGAUCCGAUCGCAUCAUCAUUCGCGCAACCGUUAUCACUUCCUGUCACAACGAUCCGCUAGGCUUAUGAGAAGCAUGCCAUUCUCUCAUUCCCUCGUAAUCGUUUCUCGCAAUGGAAACGAGGAGGACAAUGAUAAUCCGAACACUCCGCCUCGUCAUUUAUCACCUCCCAUUCGCCCCGUCUCCCACAUACACACUAUACGCGAAAAAGGCGUAGAACUGGUUCCUCUAACACGGCGGGUGGUUUAUCAAAGGUGUCCCUUUAGUGGUCACUCCUUCUUCACCGACCGAUGAAAUAUUGAAUGGACGAUUUUUUGGGCAUUUCAGGCAAAACGAGAUUCAGUUGUCAAAGAGUUGACAAGAACACAGAAACGGGCUGGCGUGGCAAACAGAAUCAAGAGAGAAGAAACGUACAGUGGGUACUCGGCAAGUUAUGGAACCUACGAAUCAGUGCCCGUCAUGCAUUAUAAGAGUCCCGAAGUUACCGAACACAAGGAAGAGAGAGUGAUCGAGAAAAAAGACGAGGGCUACCAACAAUGUACGUUUUCUUCUCUUUGAUUAAUUUCUCUGGUCCAAUUCUAGGUUGUGGUUGCGGAUUUGGAGCACCAGGAGAACCAGGAGGACCAGGACAAGACGGUCAUGAUGGAGUGGAUGGGCGACCAGGACCAGACGGGAACCAUGGACAGGAUAUGCACCUCGAUGACACCUACAACAUGGCUGAUCAGUUUUGUUUCGAGUGCCCACCAGCUCCACCCGGACCUCCAGGACCACCUGGAUUCAAGGGAAUGCCCGGAAUUCCAGGAAACAAAGGACAAGAUGCGGGACCGGGACAGCAGGGAAUGCCGGGAGUUACUGGACCACCAGGACCAAGAGUAUAUCUCUACAGACCCCCGAGAAACAUACUCAAACUUUUCAGGGACCACCGGGAGAAACUGGAGACGAGGGAGAGGGCGGUCCAGAUGGAAUACCAAUAGAGAAGAAAUCACCGCCAGGACCAAGAGGACCUCCAGGACCAGCCGGGCCAGAAGGACCACAAGGACCAGAGGGACGACCCGGAAAGCAAGGACCACAGGGACCGACUGGACAAGAAGGAGAAGAAGGAACCAUCGGGGUGCCCGGAAAACCAGGAAAUCCUGGAAAGAAUGGGGCGACGGGUGCCCGUGGACCUGCCGGGCCUUGCAACCACUGCCCGAACCCAAGAACUGCACCUGGAUACUAA
This is a messenger RNA of Caenorhabditis sp. 36 PRJEB53466, 1592 nucleotides long. The record is from the annotation of a GenBank genome assembly. NCBI's taxonomy places the organism in Eukaryota, Metazoa, Nematoda, Chromadorea, Rhabditida, Rhabditidae.